AGUAACUCUAAAACACAUAUGCCAAAGGGUUCUGAAUAAGGACAUUAUCUUGCUUAUCAGUUAACAGGUCAAGGCCAAUGUUUCAAAGACGACAUUUUGUUAAACGAAUAUAUAAAACAGUAAAUUGAAGCGAAAACAUACAGUAUGAAACUUCUCGUGAUAACUGGUGACGAUUUAGGCUACAGCAAAGAGAGGAAUGAAGGACUUGUGGACUGCUUCAGAAAAGGUGUCAUCACACACACAUCCUUGAUGGUGAAUGGAGUUGGUGCAGAGCAUGGAGUCAUGUUGUGCAAGAGACACUCCGUACCUAUGGGACUGCAUUUCAAUAUCUCUGAGGGAGUUCCAGUUUCUGAGGCAACAAAGUCCAGCAGUCUUGUUGAUAAAGAGGGAUUAUUCUUGGAAAAAGAAAGAUUUUGGGAAUCAGCAAAAGGUGGACAUUUAGACAUUAAAGAUGUGAAAGUAGAGUUGGAGGCACAGCUGACAAAGUUUGAGGCACUAGUUGGACAUCCCCCAAUACACGUAGACGGACACCAGCAUGCCCAUAUCUUUCCUGGUGUGAGAAAAGCCUUCGCUGAGGUGCUGGGCUCUCGGGGCAUCAGGAGCACCAGACUGCCGAUCGAUCCUGUCAUCCUGUCCGGAGACUGGAUCCCAAGCGACUACUUGGAUUCCUUCAAGGUGAUCAUCGAGUUGUCUCGUCAGAGCCUGCCUGUGUUCCAGGAGAAUGGCGUCAGAGUGAGCGACUGUUUCUUUGGACUGUGCACCAUGGGGUACGACAUGACAGUGGACAGACUCAAGACAGGAAUAAGUAGGGCAUAUGAGUCUGUGGCCUCAGGAGCAGGCGACUCUGUGUGUGAGUUGAUGGCCCACCCAGGGUACAUGAAUGGAGAGGUGGGAGGAUGUGGCACAGGUGCUGAUGAUUUCUCAAAAUCAGAGGCAAGAGAACAUGAGAUCCAUGUUCUGAAUGAUAAGUCUCUGCAGGCAUUUUACACACAGGAACAGAUAAAGCUUGUGCCUUUUAGUGAAUGCUGGCAAUGAGAUCCUAAAGUACUGUUGGAAAUCUUUGGAAACAUCCUCCUGGAUCCAUUCCUGUGGUUCUUGCGAUCUCAAAUUACCUGCCCUACAUCUUCGUUUGCCAAUUUUAUUUACUAUGCUCCUCAGUCUAACACAGUGCGAGUUACAAACCAGCCUCAAUGUUGGGUUGGUGAUAUCAAGAACAUGGCGGCCAGUCCCAUUGAUUAAGAUAAGUUUGUGAAAAAAUUCAACAUUGAAGAACUGACCAACAUGCAAAAGAAAAUCCUCAAACAGCUUUUUGGUCAUCUUCAGGAGGCAAGAGAGUUAACUGACUUUAAAAGUCUAGUUCCACUCUUGCCAAACUUGGCUGGAAUAUCUGGGCAAGAUCGUAUCACCACCAGUGGCUAUUUCAAAUUAUGUCCCUUUUAUGUCCCUCCUAUUGACCAAUCAGAUUCCACCUCUCAUAUCACUUGCAUUUGCUUCAAACAAAAUGGUGACGUCCACUGAUCAUGAUCUGAUCAAUAAUUAAGAUCUUUAUUGUAACUAAACGGGUCUUACAUUGUGAAUUGCAUUAAAUCACGUGAGCACCGUGAUUAAAAACAUGAAAAGAUUUGGAAUAUAUAUGUCGACGCUAAACUGACAGCAUACAUGCUUUGCAAAUCCUGCAAUUGACCGAAAUCUGCACGGCAGUUUAUGAAUCAGAUGUCGAUUUCAUUACGCGAUUUUGAUUGGACUAUGCAUAGACUCAUUGGUCCAGGCAAAAUAUGACUAAUUCCAGCCAAGUUUCGCAAGGGUGAACACUGGACUUUUGUAGUCAGUUAACACCCUUGCCUCGGGAAGAUGCUUUCUGGCGGAAAGGAUGUCUUCAUGUACAUGAAAAUUGGCCGUGGCUUUGGUUUCUAGACUAUUCCUUACCAAUUCCAGUAUCUGGACGUUUGAUUGGUCGGUAAAAUGUUAGUGAUAAUCAAGGGCAGGUAAUUUGAAAUUUAAAAGCAAAAUCAUAAAGAAUAUAUUUUACAGGGUAUUACUUGAAUUUAAAAAUUAUGACUUUUGUCCUGGAAAAGUAUUCGAUUUCUGUUAGGGGGUACUUGUGUGAAAUAUUUGACUUUGAUGUCAGAGUACUUGAUAUUUGUGAAAAUCUCCAUGAGUGUCUCUAAGAUAUAUUUGAAUUAUGGAGAAACAAAAGAUCUUCUUCGAAACAUCAUUUCCCCUUCUGUUUGCACUUUAAUAAACAUAAAUGAGCAACCAUUUGAUUCUCAGUCGGGGGAUCAGGGCUGGGAUUUAGGUAUGAGAUCAGCAUUUUUUGUCUUAAUGUUCAGGAGCCCAAUUUUUCCCCCAACAUAAAAAAAUGUGCGCAAAUAGUAUAUUUUUGUAAAUACAGGAGCUUGAUUAUUUUAGAAAAAUAUCCCCACCAACCCCCUAAAAUCAAAAGGAUGCUCUCUUUUGUGCUUCACGGUGGGCAAUUUGAUUUCACACAUAAAUGGUCUGCUCGAGGAAUGUGGUUCUGACUGGUAGACAUGUGAUUGUUUAGAGAUGGUGACAGCCAAAUUAGUCACAAACAUCUCAUAUUAAAUUUUAAAUUUUAAAAAAAAUA
This is a messenger RNA of Haliotis rufescens (red abalone), 2605 nucleotides long. RefSeq names its product carbohydrate deacetylase-like. Bases 145 to 1035 code for a protein of 296 amino acids. Lineage: Eukaryota; Metazoa; Mollusca; Gastropoda; Lepetellida; Haliotidae. Gene Ontology annotation, biological process: carbohydrate metabolic process. The transcript has 5 exons. The record is from RefSeq and is a predicted model, not a curated record. Gene Ontology annotation, molecular function: deacetylase activity.